AUGAAAUCGCUUCACACGGUGCUCACGGCUGUGGUUCUCGUCUGCCUCGCCGGUUUUUCCUUCUGCCAAGUGGGCGCAAAGGUGCCACUGACUGCGGCCGAGAUGAAAGACCCCCAAUUCCUCCAGGCCAUCCAAUCCAGUCUGCAGACUCUCAGCGUCAACAGUAACGGCUGCUUCCAGUACAGCCUGCAUAGCAUUAUCCACGCCACGAAAGAAGUGGGUGUCGGAAUACGCUACGAGUGGGUUAUCCUCGUGAAGCCAAAGUUAAUCAGUGUCAAUCCGGCCUGCACUGUGGUGUGUGGGACAAUGUGUGAAACGGAACAGACAGUGACUGGUUGGCACUACUUCCCCCAGACUCCAAACAGCACCGCGGUGCCUGGCACUACCUCGCUCAUGUAAUUGGAGGACUAAAACUCUGUCUCGGCUGACGAAUUUUGCGGUAAAUUUCGAAGUAUACUACUUCUUUGCAACUGCGUGUUUUCAUGGAAGACGGAUGGGCUAAGGAUGGCUUUCCGCAUAUGAUUAGGCCUCGUGUUUAUCUUGUUCAGGUUAGCAAACGUAUGAGAUCCGGGCCGAUAAUCUGAGAAAUCCAAGUGGAUCAAAGGGAUUGUGUGGCUGACGUUUCGGAGGGUUUGGUUGGCUCUCCAUUAUCAAAGCGUGUUGCGCGAAAAAAAAUCGGCUAGAAUUUUAAACGGCCGAAUUAUUUGGCUUUGGGCUGAUCGGUUUUGUUCUUCUUUCGCUGUCCUGGCCUUCCGGUCGUUGUUUUUGAAUGUUGGCGGCCUCCUGCGUUGUGUGUCGUCACCUCAAUGGGGGUCGGCUGUACCUGUGCUCCCCUUUCGGGUGAAUUGAUCAACGGGCCGUGUUUGCUCGGUAUUUUUACGCUGUGUGUGGUCGUCUUGUCUUGGUCAUGACGUAUGCAGUGACGUAGGACUUUCUAGGCCGCGGGAGGGUCUACAUACCUGUUGAUAAAGUCGGCAUCUGAGUAGCAAGCCUCAAGCGCAGAACGCCUCACACUUGAGGCUUGCCACUCAGAUGCCGACUUUAUCAACAGGUAUCUGGACCUCCCCGCGACCCCGGUUUACGACGGGUGUUCCCUGAAAUUCACAAAUGUGGCCAGUUUCUCUAAUAUGGUUUGCAAGCUGUGAGUUUGGGUCUAGUCUCAAAGUUGCCAUUUUAUGCAUGUGUAUGCGGGUCUGCAAUUCCUUUCCGGUUUCCCCAACGUAGUUGCAGUCUCCAUCGUUACAACGUAUUUGAUAGACAACUGCUGAGGUUUCAGUGGGUUGCAUCGAAGGGCGACGAAUUGUUACCUGGGGUCGAUGGGCACUGCCUACCCUGGUGGGUUGUAACAGUGGGGAAAUCGCCUCGGAGACUCCUUUAAUGUGAGGAAUAGCCCUCCAGAAUUGGGGUCGUUCUUCUUGUGGCCGUCGUCUGUUUACUCGACGCCUGCUUUCCCUGAUAAAAUAACUGCAGAAGUUCAAAUCAAUAGUAUACUUGUGGAGACUAAGAAUAACGAGUAGCUGGAAGUCAGCAAUGGGAUCGUCGGAUGUGUAUGAGGUUAAGCUUGACUCUCGUGAUAAGCAGGGCUACAAAUCCAAGGAAGGCGUGUAUCGCGGGGGGAAGGGGAAACGCUGGGACCGUAGAAAAGGCUUUUGAAUGCAGAAAACUGUGAUCUCGAUCUGAGUAAACAUGGCUCACAUGCUACCCUUUUAAUGCCGAUCGAUCACUCAAAGACUUUCCAACUAUCAAAAGCUGAGUCCACGCUCACCAUUUCAGUUGUAGAAUGAGUCGAAGACCAGAAUAGGAUAUUUGUUAUAUACAAAAGUGUCGGCAGCGAGAAAACAUGGCGUAUAUUAAAACAUGCCUGGGAGAAAGAAGCUUUUUUUCCGUUGAUCGUGAGACCGAGGUCUAGGAUCUUGUGUUUAGGCAUGCCUACCUUGAGUUUCUGAUUGCUGUAGCUGUCUUCACACGUGCGUACGUUCAUGUUGACGUCUGUCAUCUGGGGGUCUCCUGAACUGUUAAGUUACCGCGUCCGCAGGUAUUUACGGAAAGGUGCGAACAUUGCCUGACCGAUUGGGCAAGCUUACUUGCGUCUCAGCAUUUAAUCGAGAGGAUUCGUAGAGAUGACGAUUUCCACUUUCAACCAGGUGACCUGGAACAGACCUCAACGGCGUCUUCUGAUUACAUUUCUCAAAUCAGAUGGACAGGAGGUGUCUGUUUGUCCUCACUUACGAUAACGUCAACUUAAAAAAGCGCCUCCAGAUGUAGACCAAGUCUGCGAAUCCUUCUGAGGACUAUUUCCUGGAAAUAAUUCAGUUCCGUCUGCAGGGCCCCCAAGGCGCAUGUUCUCUUUGCUGCGGUGGUUAGACUUCAAAAAAACGCCUUUUUCUGUUUUACGAGUGACAGAACCUUAAAAGUCUGCAUGUUGCGUAGCCACUGAUGACGUUGAGGAUAGCAGACACCGUGCCAGCGAAUCGCUGGCAGUAAGUCCUGACUAGGGCCGGUCUGAAUACGGCCGAUAGCGCGUCCAUGCGAAAGGGUAGAAGAAGAAGAAGAAGAAGAAGAAGAAGAAGAAGAAUAUGAUGAUGAUGAUGGUGGUGGUGGUGAUGAUGGUGGUGGUGGUGGUGGUGGUGAUGAUGAUGAUGAUGAUGAUGAUGAUGAUGAUGAUGAUGAUGAUGAUGAUGAUGAUGAUGAUGAUGAUGAUGAUGAUGAUGAUGAUGAUGAUGAUGAUGAUGAUGAUGAUGAUGAUGAUGAUGAUGAUGAUGAUGAUGAUGAUGAUGAUGAUGAAAAAGAAGUAAGUAGACGCAAAAGUAUAAUGAAAACAGACGGAAACCGAAAGCAUACGAUAAUGAUUAAUUGUAAAAAUGGACUGAGUUACGGCAAGGCAAUGACCCGUCUGGAUGGAGAGGUAACUCUGCUACGCCUGAUAAACAACCGCUGAGGAAUGCUGCGCUGUUGGUAACUGCAGGGAAAGACCGUGGGAGGUGCCGACGUAGUAUGUGUGAGAGCGAGAGAGAGAGCGUCACGAUGACUUUCGGAGAAGGGGUUGGCGGUACAGAGUGAAGGACACAGGAUAUUUUCCCAGAUCCGUGCGGCCAGGGUCCACUACAUUCAAGCAACUCUAUACAGUUCGUGGGGCGUUACAACUGCCCCGGUCGUAUUCACAACUUUUCGCUUCAAUAGACUGCCAACAGUGAAUGUCGUGAAGCGGGGGCGGGAUUAGACUUGACUGCUCGACACAUGGGACCUCGGGACAGUAUUCCAUGCAGUCUCGAGCGCCCCUUGACGACCGAUAGGCGGUACGUACCUAAUAUCUUCCUCCGUAGCCUCUGGCAACGUGUCCGACCUCUGCACCAUGGGGUUUGAUGUCAAUUGGACUUCUCAGUAUCCACCUGGGUUCCCGGCGGCAACAGUUUUCGCUCGACGUGUCAUUGGACCCUGCAGACUUGGAUUGGGUGGGUGGUUUACCCAAUCUCCGCCCUCCGCAGCCUGCCGCAACUGCCGCUGUUGGUCCGCGACUGUCCAUUCGCUAG
Messenger RNA from Spirometra erinaceieuropaei, 3530 nucleotides. Lineage: Eukaryota; Metazoa; Platyhelminthes; Cestoda; Diphyllobothriidea; Diphyllobothriidae. The record is from the annotation of a GenBank genome assembly.